UUCUCCAAACGGGUUUUUCUGUCCAUUCUCCAAUCUGCUAAAACCACGAAAAUGGAAAAUCUGAGCGGAAACCCGGUUGAAUCCCAUAAAAGUGACGUACUUCCUGCUUCCGCUUCCGCAUAUCUUGACCCUCACUACUGGGACGAUAGAUUCUCUCAUGAGGAACAUUACGAAUGGUUCAAAGAUUACUCUCACUUUCGUCAUCUCAUCCUUGACCACAUUAACCCAGCUUCUUCUGUAUUGGAGCUGGGGUGUGGAAACUCUCAGCUGUGUGAAGGGUUGUAUGGAGAUGGGAUUACUGAGCUCACCUGCAUUGAUUUGUCACCUGUGGCUGUGGAGAAGAUGAAGCAGAGAUUAAUAUCCAAGGGCUACAAGGAUAUUCAGGUGUUGGAAGCUGACAUGCUGGAUCUUCCAUUUGCCAAUGGGUCUUUUGAUGUUGUUAUAGAGAAGGGAACCAUGGAUGUAUUGUUCGUGGACAGUGGUGACCCAUGGAACCCACGGGUUGAAACAGUUGACAGGGUUAUGUCAAUGCUUCGACAAAUUCAUAGGGUCUUGAAAACUCAUGGCACUUUCAUUUCAAUCACCUUUGGCCAGCCACAUUUUCGUCGUCCUUUCUUUAGUAAUUCAGAAUUUACUUGGUCUACGGAGUGGAGAACAUUUGGUGAUGGAUUUCACUAUUUCUUCUACAUCUUGAAAAAGGGGCACAGGAUGUCAGAGAGUGCUGAAUGUACUGAGAGGAUCGACAUGCCAUCUAUAUCUCCUUACCACGAUGAAUUAGAUUCUGAAGACUACAUUUUCCGGACUAACAUUGAUGAUGCCUAAAGUCUGGGGUGAGUUGAAGCGUUUCUUAUGCUUUCAUUUUCCAGACUAACAUUGAUGAUGCCUAAAGUUUUGGGGUGAGUUGAAGCGUUUCUGAUGCUUCUUAAGUUGUUCUGACAACCUUCUUUGCUUCUGCAUAUAAUUGGAGAACAAAGAGAAGAAUGUGACAAGCUUUUGGUGAUGAUAGCAACAGAAUUCAACACUAAUUUGUGCAAGAAGUGCCUUUGUAUCAUGUCGGCAGUGUUUUAGGCUACCUCUUUAUUGUAGUUCCCCCUCGUCUCACAAAAUUUUAGCUGCAAAAGGGAAGACGCACAAGUAAUCUGGCCGUGCAGGGUGUUGCUUGUUUCCAAUGUCUCUAAGCAUACAUGAUUAGUGACUCAGUCAAUUAGGUAUAAACCACGAGAACGGUCAUGCCUUUUACUCAAAGCUGUUGGAUGGAGUCAUUCUUAUUGCCGAAGCUAUCAUCCUGUUUUCCCACUUUUUGAUGGCCAAAGCUAUCAUGAUCUUUUAGAGACUUUUUCUUUAAGCUCCUUUUUUCCUCCCUCUUUUUUAGCUUUCUUUAUAAGUGGCUAGCAUAGCCUAGGGAGAUAGGGUUGAUUCCUACAAUGAGAAGGAAAAUGGCUUCUGGUCAGCUGUCUAAUAAUGUAGUGGCUUCUAAUUCUGCUUCUUGCAUGAGUAUUGCCAAUUACGUCCUAGAUAGGUGUUGGUGGUAUGGAAAAUCUUAGAGGAUGUAUCCGAGCGGGCAGGAAUCCUUAAAAGGGCCCAAUUUCACGAAUUGGUGUAAUGGCUUCUUGGUAAACAUGAUUGUUGGAGCGUCCGGCUUUUCUUUAAAAAUGUACCAGAUUUAGGAACUUGUUUGGGGAUCAGCACUGGUAUUGUGGGGUGUCCUACAUUUAAUAGACCAUUGCUACCUCUGUUUGGUGAACUUUAUGUCAUUUAGCUGAUGUAGCAAACUUGAUAUGUAAUGAAAAAGCAACUAGUUACGCCUUUAAGGGCAAAGCAAUAA
This is a messenger RNA of Coffea eugenioides, 1825 nucleotides long. RefSeq names its product EEF1A lysine methyltransferase 4-like. The coding region runs from base 52 to 822 and encodes 256 amino acids. NCBI's taxonomy places the organism in Eukaryota, Viridiplantae, Streptophyta, Magnoliopsida, Gentianales, Rubiaceae. The transcript has 7 exons. The record is from RefSeq and is a predicted model, not a curated record.